UCUAUCUGUUCUCCAGUUUCGUGCGUUUCUCAACAAUGCGUAGAGGGGAGGAGCCUCUUGCUUGGCAGGCUUUUCACCCCCCACCCUCUACAUCCUUCCUCUGCUUUCAUCCUCAACUUUUUCUUCUUGACACCCCACUUGUUUGCUUUGGAUUGGAUAUGCCGUUUGUGCCCGUUCUUUUCAUUUUAAAGUGGGCUGAACUGAACUGGACGGAACGGAAGGUGACCCAUAGCGCAGUUCGACUACUAUUUGACGUACUGCGAUUGGUUGACAUGGAGCUAUCCAUCUUAACCUAGCGAUCGAACUGAAUCCACACUCAAUUUUUCAAAUCUGUGUGGGAGUGUGUGUGCUCGCGUGCUCUCAUGUGGAAAGAAACCCAAAGGCACGCGAGCAACAAUUAUAAAAGUUUCAAAAUUGCAUUGCACGCAACAAAGGAAUGAAAGCCAUCCACCUCCAAACACGGAGAGCAACCAAGGAUAAAGCAGCACACUCCCCCUCGCCUACUCUUCUUUUUUUCUUUUCCAAUGGCUUCUACCCCACCAUAUUUCCCUAUUUCCUUCGUUGUAGUCAAAUCGGAUCAUGCACCAGCGGAUGCUAAGCUUGACCUACAUACCCUACCUCUCCAGAAAAGUGAAUUAACGUCAACCCAGAACCCAUCAUCCCCCGAAACCCCAACCUGGACCCUCACCACGACUCAAUCAAUACUCCCCUCUCCCCUUCUACAACCCCACAAACAUGUAGAUA
Molecule: messenger RNA, 744 nt
Organism: Periconia digitata
Lineage: Eukaryota; Fungi; Ascomycota; Dothideomycetes; Pleosporales; Periconiaceae
Source: the annotation of a GenBank genome assembly